UUGACUUUAAUGAAUUGGUCUGGUGAGGAGAAUAUCUCACCAUGGCUCAAGAUAACAGCAAUUCCACGAUGGAGAUGGGCACCAGUGACCAGGUCCUGGUAGCCUCAGCAAAGAAAAAGACAGUCACGUACAUAGUCGGCUUCGUAGCCAUGGUGGCCGUAAUCGCUGUAGUCGUGACGCUGGUAGUCGUGCUGUCAGGGAAUGAGGGAGGCUCGUCGCCCGUGACUACGGACCGCCCUACAACAGUGACACCACCGACUACUGUACCCCCUACGGUGCAACCGCCAACGGUGGCGCCGACACCGGAACCGGAAACGGAAACGGAACCUCCGGAGCCAGAAGAACAGCCAAUAGAAUUAGAGGACGUCAUCAAUGGCGUGUUCUCUCCGCCCUCCUUUAAUGGGUCUUGGACUUCAGAAAGUGACAUUUUGUUCCGCAAUGAAAAUGGCGACUUAGUACUUUUCGACUUGGACUCGGACAGCACUACCAUCUUGAUCUCCAAUACUUCUGAGGUCUUACAGCAGUCGUCUCGCUUCACCGAGCUAUCACCAGACGGAACGCAAGUAGCGUUAGCGUACAGCGUAGUGCCCGUAUACAGAUACAGUUACCUCGCCCGCUACACCGCUUUCGACAUCAACACAGGGGAAACCAAAGAUAUCCUCCCCCCCACCGUCGCCCGCAGUACCGAUGGAUUCCUACAAAACUUCAUAUGGGGACCAUCUGGGACCUCCCUAGCCUUCGUGUAUACUAACAACAUAUACUAUCAGGCUAAUUUGACUGAGGACCCGGUGCAGAUUACGACGAGUGGGCAGUUGUAUGUCAUUUAUAAUGGCAUACCUGACUGGGUUUAUGAAGAGGAGGUAUUCGGCUCCAACAACGCGAUGUGGUUCUCAGCUGACGGCGAGCACUUAGCGUACGUCACGUUCGACGACACGAAUGUUCGCAUCAUGCGUGUACCCCACUACGGUGUACCCGGCUCUGUCGACUAUCAAUACACGCAGCACCAUGAGAUCCGGUACCCUAAGCCUGGCACAACCAACCCGACGGUGACGGUGACACUACGGAACCUGGAGUCCGGCGCUAGCGCGGUCUACUCCGCGCCUACUGACUUGAAUGAGCCAAUUUUGAAAGCCGUGAAGUUCGUCACUAGUGACACCAUCGCCCUGAUGUGGACCAACCGCGUCCAGACCACCAUGCAGGUGCUCACUUGCACUCUUGGAACGGCCAAUUGCACCCAGAUUUACACAUACACCGAGACCAACGGCUGGAUCGACAACAUUCCUCUCAUCUUCAACGCGCAAGGAACCGCUUUCAUCACCAUCCUGCCUCAAGCAGUCGACGGUACCCUCUACAAACAAAUUGUCCAAAUCUCGGCCCCAGCCACCGGCAAUGACUGGACUCUGCAGAACCGCGUCAACACUGCCCAUACUGUCGCUGAGGUUUUGAAGUGGACUGAUAAUGACAUUAUCUGGUACAAGGCCACAAGCGUAAACGACUCCGCAGAGCAGCAUAUCUACUCGAUCAACUCCGAAGGCUCCGUCGACUGCUUUACAUGCGAGAUAGCCAGGGAAGAUGGUGGACAAUGUCUUUACAACGAUGGCAUUGUCAGUGAAGAUGGGAAUAGGAUCAUUGUUAACUGCGCUGGACCUGAUCUGCCGCAGGUCUACAUCUAUAACUCUAACCGCACGCUCGAGCUGGACUGGGACGAUAACAGUGCAGCAAGCGCUGUGGUCUCCAACCGCAUACUGCCGGUGACCCUGCGGCUUUCCGUGCCGGUUGCCACCGGCUUGCCUGACGCUGACGUCCAACUGCUGCUACCCCAUGAUUAUGAGCAGAGAACGAACGUGCCUAUGCUCGUCUAUGUCUACGGCGGUCCAGACACAGCUCUCGUCACUAAACAAUGGAGCAUCCACUGGGGAACCUCGUUGGUCAGUCGCUGGAAUAUCGCCGUCGCCCACAUUGACGGUCGAGGCUCUGGGUUGAGAGGAGUCGCGAACAUGUUCGCGGUUAACCGGGCGCUGGGAACUGUAGAGAUUGAGGACCAGAUCUCCGUUACCAGAUACCUCCACGAAAACCUCUCUUUCCUGGACUCUAACCGCACCUGCAUUUGGGGCUGGUCUUACGGCGGUUACGCUGCUUCUCUGGCCUUAGCUCGCGGAGGAGAUGUCUUCAGAUGUGCAGCGGCUGUCGCUCCUGUCGUGGACUGGAGAUUCUAUGACUCAAUAUACACAGAGCGAUAUAUGGAUACUCCGCAGCAGAACUCAGCCGCUUACACUGCAUCUUCGCUUUUGACAAAUGAAGUGGUGGAAGCGUACAGAAACAAACGCUACUUCCUGAUCCAUGGCACAGCAGACGACAACGUGCAUUACCAGCACGCUAUGCGGGUCUCACGGUUGCUACAGCGCGAAGAUGUUUACUUCACGCAAAUGAGUUACACAGACGAAGACCAUGGACUAGCCGGCGUUCGGCCCCACCUUUAUCACGCUUUAGAGAAGUUCCUAACAGAAAACAUGCUGUAAAUAAACAAUGUAUAGAAGUAAAUAUUGCUCAGUGAAGUUAUUAGACACAGUAACUAAUUUAGGAACAUGGUUCAUUGAAGUAAUACGUCUAAGUAUUUUACUUUUAUCUGUUUUUUCAACUAUAAAGUACUACGCCAUACAUUUUUCUAUGCAAGGAAGACAUGAGCGUUCCAUGCUAUUUCCUAUGGGCAACUUCAUAGCUUAAAAAACGGAUUUGUGACAAAUAUUUAAGUAUAGAAUCAGUAUCGUGAUCGAGCUCGAUCGAUUUUUGUCUAAUUUGCCAUUUGUGAUUGUGCACGGGAAAAGGACCCACUUCAUUAUUUACUCUAACGGGACUUAAUCGCGUAUACUUAAACUUGAAAUUAGCUUCGACAUUUCGAGGAUGACAUUGUCCCCGUGGUCUCGGAAAAAGACUUCAUCAUUUUGAGUCUUUCUAAAAAUAAAAAUGCCUAUGUGACAAUCGAAAAAGUUUAAAUCAGGACCCACUUAAUUGUCGGCUUUUAUUAGGUUGUUACCUACCAGUGUUACUGCAAAAAAAAUGCAGAAAUUAUACUUGCUCUUAACCGACCAGGUGAUUUUUUUUCGUCUAUGCCAUAAAUUUUUUGUCCUACGGAAGGCUUAUCUUAGCCUUAAAGGCUUAAGCCCUUUACUCACAAAAACCUUUUCGCCGCCAUGUCAAUGAAGUAAUGAAAUGUCAGAAAUGUCAAGCAGCAAAUUACACGUAAAAUAACUUCAUGCACGUAAACAAACCUGACCAAAGCGUCGACUUGAUAUGAAGUCAUGGCGUGUGGGGCACUAAAUGUACUGACUCUAUAUCAAGUCAAUGACCGCAAAAAGGUUCGUUAGAUUUCUGUUUGUAUUAGCAAUAUCUACAUAUUCUGUGUCUAAUCUAUUACUUCAAUGUACCAUCAUGACAACUCUAGUCGCCUAAGGUUUACUCCAAGGCUUAAAGAAAUAGUUUAUGUAAACAUUUGAUACUUCAUUAUAAACAUUUCCAUUGUUAAACGAAUAAGGACCUUGUUUCUGCAUUUAAUAUAAAGCCUGAUCAGAAAUAUAUGAUCAUUGUCAAGAGGGCGCUGUUAUUCUCAUGUAUACGGUUACAGUUCAGUAUAGUAUGAAAAGAAUUAGUUCCAGUGAAAUUCCGCAACAUGGCGCGUGAUCAUAUAUUUCUGGUCAGGCUUUACAAAUAUUUCAGGUUUUCGUCAGUCUGGAUGUUUUGAAUGUAAAAUUAGUAGUCAUUUAAAAAAAUUACACAUUCCUUAAGCAGAUAAGAAAUAGAAACAUCACAAAAGCUUAAAAUCUUAAUUUGCAAUACCUAUUUUAUUAUUGUUUAUAAUUUUAAGAAGAAAGUGAACUAAAACAGGGUAUGAACUUCCAAUGUCUAAUUGCUUUAGAUGGCCGAAUUUUAAUCUGUGUAGUGUUAUUGUUAUAAUUACGAACAAAAAACAUGAAUAAUGACAGCGCAAUAUUUUUUACUUUUUUUAACAAUUGUUACCAGUGUAAAAAUUUUGUAUGGGAUUUUGAACAGCGCGCCAAGGACGUUUUGGAAACUCAAAAUCCCAUACAAAAUGACACUUAACUCAAACGCGUACGUCACAUCACGCUAUCGAAUGAAAUGUACAGUCGCCAUCAGAUAUAUCGGAGCGGCCGAGGUGCUCACAAAUAUCUGAAAACGCCUCUAUUGUCAAGGCGUUAGAGUGUGUGUUCAGAUAUUUUGAACACCUUGGCCGUUGCGAUAUAUCUGAUGGCGACUGUACACUAGGGGUCCAGUUUAAAAUAUUACAAAACAGUAUUCCGUUUUCCACUUAAAUCAAAGUAUUUAUGUUAUAAUUUAUGGAGUUUAAAAGUCGUUAAAGAUGUAAAUGCGAAAAAAUAUAAUAUAUCAUGACAUUGUAAAUAAUUUAUUAAUGUAUAUUUGUAUGUUUUUAAAAUCCAGAAUCGGUAAUAGAAACCAAUAUUUAUAAAGAAUUAUAAUAAUAGGUACGAUAUUCCUAGAGUAUCUAAUAGUUGUAACUUUAAUAAGUAUUAUAGUUUCAGUGGAAUAAUAAGCAAUACCAUUUCUUGUAAAUAUUUAAAUGUAAUGAGAGAAAAAAAUCCUUUUAAUUAAAUAAUAUUUUGUAUAAAAA
Messenger RNA from Cydia strobilella, 4645 nucleotides. RefSeq names its product venom dipeptidyl peptidase 4-like. NCBI's taxonomy places the organism in Eukaryota, Metazoa, Arthropoda, Insecta, Lepidoptera, Tortricidae. The transcript has 19 exons. The record is from RefSeq and is a predicted model, not a curated record. The coding region runs from base 42 to 2519 and encodes 825 amino acids. Gene Ontology annotation, biological process: proteolysis. Gene Ontology annotation, cellular component: plasma membrane. Gene Ontology annotation, molecular function: dipeptidyl-peptidase activity; serine-type peptidase activity.